AUCGUCUCUCUCUCUCUCUCUCUCUCUCUCUCUCUCUCAGUGAGAUUAUAUUCUGCCUUCAGUCCGAUCAGAUCGAUUGAAUCCACUCCACUCCGAAUUUAGUGAAAUCCAGCUUUGUUGUUCGGAUCGUUUUCAUGGCUUCAACAACGUUCUCUCUCGUAUCGGCUUCUGUAUUCCCGCGCGAGAUCAGCGUGGACAAGCAGAAGCUUGGAAACUCCGGUUCGAAUGCAUUCUUCAAAACCAAGUCCUUUGGCCGUGUGACCAUGUCAAUUGCUGUCAAGACAUCUCGUUUCGAUGGUAUAACUAUGGCUCCUGCAGACCCUAUUCUUGGAGUCUCUGAAGCUUUCAAAGCAGACACAAACGAGUUGAAGCUCAAUCUUGGUGUUGGGGCUUACCGAACUGAAGAACUACAUCCAUAUGUUCUUAGUGUUGUCAAAAAGGCGGAGAACCUAAUGUUAGAGAGAGGAGAAAACAAAGAGUAUCUCCCAAUUGAAGGGCUGGCGGCAUUCAACAAGGUUACAGCAGAGUUGUUAUUUGGUGCCAAUAGUGCUGUCAUAAACGAACAAAGAGUGGCAACAGUUCAGGGUCUUUCAGGAACAGGUUCACUGCGAUUAGCUGCAGCUCUUAUUGAGCGUUAUUUCCCUGGAGCGAAAGUUCUGAUAUCAUCGCCAACAUGGGGUAAUCACAAGAAUAUCUUCAAUGAUGCCCGAGUUCCAUGGUCUGAAUACCGGUACUACGAUCCAAAUACGAUUGGUUUGGACUUUGAGGGAAUGAUAGCCGAUAUUAAGGCUGCUCCAGAAGGAUCUUUCAUAUUACUUCAUGGAUGUGCUCACAACCCAACUGGCAUUGACCCAACGCCUGAACAGUGGGUAAAAAUUGCUGACGUGAUUCAGGAGAAAAACCAUAUCCCCUUUUUCGAUGUUGCAUACCAGGGUUUUGCUAGUGGAAGCCUUGACGAAGAUGCGGGAUCUGUGAGAUUGUUUGCUGAGAGAGGAAUGGAAUUUUUCGUCGCGCAGUCAUACAGUAAAAAUCUCGGUCUUUAUGCAGAAAGGAUCGGAGCUAUCAAUGCCAUAUGCUCAUCAGCUGAUGCAGCUGCAAGGGUAAAGAGCCAACUGAAAAGGCUGGCGAGGCCAAUGUACUCGAACCCGCCAGUUCACGGGGCGAGGAUAGUGGCGAAUGUCGUGGGGGAUCCGACUCUGUUCGGGGAGUGGAAAGCGGAGAUGGAAUUGAUGGCGGGAAGAAUAAAGAACGUGAGGCAGAUGCUGUACGAUAGACUCGCGGAGAAGGACAAAAGCGGGAAGGACUGGUCAUUCAUACUGAAGCAGAUCGGCAUGUUCUCCUUCACCGGCCUCAACAAGGCUCAGGUAAAUGCCAUAUAUUUCGGUUCGGGUACGGUUAUUAUUUUUUUAAUAACAUUUUUUUUUGGG
Messenger RNA from Tarenaya hassleriana, 1427 nucleotides. RefSeq names its product aspartate aminotransferase, chloroplastic. Gene Ontology annotation, molecular function: transaminase activity; pyridoxal phosphate binding. The transcript has 11 exons. Gene Ontology annotation, biological process: biosynthetic process; amino acid metabolic process. Lineage: Eukaryota; Viridiplantae; Streptophyta; Magnoliopsida; Brassicales; Cleomaceae. The annotation marks the transcript as partial. The record is from RefSeq and is a predicted model, not a curated record.